Molecule: messenger RNA, 1239 nt
Organism: Alternaria ethzedia
Lineage: Eukaryota; Fungi; Ascomycota; Dothideomycetes; Pleosporales; Pleosporaceae
Exons: 2
Coding region: 1-1239 (412 amino acids)
Source: RefSeq, a predicted model, not a curated record
AUGUCGCCGUAUCAACAAAUCUUCUCCACCAACGCCGUCCUAAGCGUCUGGCGCAAUCUUCGCAAUACCAAGGAUAACAACGACCUUCUCCUCGCAUUUCAGUACCACCAAGAUGACAACCGCGGCCAGAAGGGCAAGAAGUAUGCCAAGGGUGGCGUCGUGGAACACUCGCAAGAGGUCGCAGAUGGAAAAGCGAUAGACGUUGGUGGCAAGAGCAUUGGCUUUGUUGUGCCAUGGCGGGCCAUGCAGGCUCAGAGACGCGAACUGAAGGAAAAGGAAAAAGAGCUCGCUGAAGCACUAGUGGCACUGGCUGGAGAGGUUGCGUUUACGGAUCUCUCUUCCACCCUGCAGUCUUCGCUCACGCAAAACCCUCUCAUCCAGAUCCGCCACCUUGCCGCUGGUCUGUCCCGUCAGAUGUCGAAGAUAGAGAUACAAAUGGCCGACAAUGCUCCUUUUGCAAAUGGAAAGAACCUAUACACCGGCGGCGAGAUAGCGCAAAGGUUUCUCCCGCCGAUACAAACACUCUUCCAACAGCGGCCUGUACCCCAGCGUAUGAUCUUUGAACUGCUCAUGGAGCUGAAAGACCUUAUCUACAUGGGUAUGGCAGGCUGUGAGAAGGAGGUCUUGGAGUGGGAAGUGGAUGGCGCUGCGAUUGGAGCGCUUGAAGAACUGGACGACGCGAUGGUCAGAGCAGUCACACCAACAGUCCCAGCCAUCGAACCGGAGCAACGAAAAGAGGCUGAGACUGGGCCCAGGCGUAUACUGAGGCGCAAAGCUUCGAGCCUCAUCUCGAACUCUGUUGUAGUGCAACAGCCCGUAUCAUUCCUGCUUGCAGCGCCAGAAGAACUCCUUUACAGUCUCGAAUCGCUCGAAACGACAGCGCUCGCGCUUACACACCUCCCACUCCCUAUACCCGAUCUCUGCGCACACGCCGUUAUAACCCUACGCCGUCUCACACCUCGGCAAACUCUCACAGACUUCUCACAGCAGAAGAAACGAAGGAAUGGCCGGUGUGCAGAGUUCGCGCGUUGUAUGAGGUGGGCUGGUACGCAGUGGCGGCAAAACGGCGGAUGUAGGAGAGGUUGCUUGAACGAAGACGAAGAUCCCGAAAACCUUCCUAGCUGGCAUAGAAGUAGUCGCUGGUUCGAUGAGAAGGGCAGUGGGACAUUUAUGGUCGGUGGAGGAAGGGCGACGCCGAAAGACGAUGGAUUCGGUGUGAUCAAGAUGACGCCUUCGUAG